AAUAAGAGUAAAUCAUUCGAUGAACGGGAAUAAAAUUUUACAUCUCGAUUCUUCUAAGAUUAAUAUCAUAUCCAAUCAAAAUUUUAUGAGUAGGGAGAUCAAGCUACCCUUGAAACUUUCUGAAGAAGGGACUUUACAAUAUCCAGAGUUGUGUAAGCCAGAUAUAUCUCAGUUGGAGUUGAUUAGGAAGCAAUAUCAACCCAAAAUAAAUUAUACCGACCUAACUCACUUGCCUUCUCCUGAUUAUAACAAAGAAGUAGAUUCUUUAUUGGCAAGUAUUGAUAAGUACAGCUCGAUUCCUUCUAUUCGAUGGGAUUCCUUGGGUCUAGAAGAGCUCUAUAUAUCAAUUUCUAAGGACAAAGUCACCAAAGCUCAAGCACAUUCAUCUGUCUCAAGCUCAGAUUCCUUAAAAUCCUCUACCAUCACAAACUCAUUUUUGCAGGCCCAUAACCUUUUUAGCACCUCAUUCGAUAUUUCAAAACAUACUGCAAACCUGCACUGCUCCAAGAACAAAAUUACUUAUUUGUGACAGUACGGAAACUGAACGAGGAAGUUUCAUAAGACUCGAAAUUUUGUGGACCAUGUCAGGAUGCAUUUGAAGAUUAAGCCUUAUCAGUGUACCCAUUGUGGCAAGAAAUUCACUCAGAAGGGGAAUUGGAGAAGGCACUGUAAAAGACAUUUAAGUUAA
Molecule: messenger RNA, 688 nt
Organism: Moneuplotes crassus
Lineage: Eukaryota; Ciliophora; Spirotrichea; Euplotida; Euplotidae
Source: the annotation of a GenBank genome assembly